This is a messenger RNA of Prunus armeniaca (apricot), 303 nucleotides long. NCBI's taxonomy places the organism in Eukaryota, Viridiplantae, Streptophyta, Magnoliopsida, Rosales, Rosaceae. The record is from the annotation of a GenBank genome assembly.
AUGUCAGCCGGCAGCGGUAUCGCCGGAAAUUGCAGAAAAACGGCCGGUUUUUACCCAGAUUUUCCGGAGCUCGUUCCGGCGAUUCCGGCCACCAAAUCUUGCGAUCAAGGUAUGCGUAGGCAACUCGAUUUACGAAUUGGGUUUCGGCCGGAUUUCGGGAUGAGAUUCCGGCCACUUCCGGAUAGGAAGCUUGGCCGGCGGUUUGGAGUUUUCCGGCCGCCGGAAAUUACUCAAGGCACCCACGCGCUGCCGGCGCGUGUGGCGGCGCGUGGGCAAGGAAAUUGGACCGGCUCGAGGUUCUAA